UGUAAGGUAUCAGUACCUACUACCUAAUCUAUGGAGAGGCGAUAUUUUUUCGAAUCUCGAGUUAAAUCAGUUUUAUCAGAUUUUGUGUUGUGAUGUGUUAAUAGUAUAAUGGAAAUUAUUCACAAUAAUCGAAGGCACUCCCCCAAAUUAAGUCUGGUAGUACCCAUUGUGGCGGACACUGUUUUGUUACUGAUUUUGCAGCAACGCGACUUGCCAGAGACUUUUGACAAUUAAUUAUAACGAUAGUGUAAAUUUUCGGAUUUUUGUUUGUUUUGAAUUUCUUAAUUACUUGUGCACACAAGUGGUGUCAGUUUCAAGAUUUGUGCUGGAUUAACGAUUAGUUCUGUAUAAUGAGUAGAAAGCAAUGGUUUUUACUGCUUUGCCUUUUUUCCAUUUAUCUGCUGAUGGGGGCUUCCAUUUUUUAUGUAAUCGAAUCGAAGGAAGAAUUUUUGAGGAUGGAAAGGGAGAAUGAGGAAAGAAGAGAAAUUGAGGGUUUAAUAAAACAUUACUACCCUGAUGGAGAUAAGAAGUUUUUGGACCGAUUGGCAACAUACUGCGAGAAACCCCUGGCAGUAGAUAUGUCCCGUGAAAAAAGUGAAGAAAAAUGGGAUUUUUAUCAUUCCUUGUUUUUCGUUAUAACCGUUGUAAGCACAAUAGGUUAUGGUAAUCUUGCUCCGACAACCAUGUUAUCAAGAAUCAUCAUGAUCUUCUAUGCUUUAAUUGGUAUUCCAAUUAAUGGUAUAGUGAUGAUUUCACUUGGUAGCUACUUUGGUAGUAAAUUCGAAAAACUAUACCAUAGGUGGAAGUCGGCCAAAAUGCAAUACGAUUCCACAAAACUAGGAUUAGUCAGCCAAAUAUUCCUCUACCUCAUUCCAGGAUUUGUAUUCUUCAUAUUCUUGCCAUCCCUAAUAAUGGUAAUGUUCGAAGGGUGGAACUAUGACGUAGCAGUCUAUUAUGCCUUUGUUACACUCACCACUAUAGGAUUCGGAGAUUUCGUAUCAGGUGUUAAAAAUGAAUACCACGUUAACGACAUCUGGUACAUGACAUACAAGAUAUUCCUACUAUUUUGGGUGAUAGGCGGCAUAGGCUACGUCCUGAUGGUAAUAAACUUCAUCACCAGAGGUAUGAUGAGCAAAAAGAUCGUAAAACUAGAGCACAUAAUAACGGAGAACAUAAAGAAGACCCCUCAAAGAAUAAGACAAGAAUUGCGUACCCUCCUCCAUGAGUUUCUCCUGGUUAAAGUUAAGCCCGUUUAUAAAGGGGAGUUCUUGUAUGAACCACACGUUCUCGAAAGAUCUCAAAGUUGCCCGGAUUUGUCGAUGUUCGAUAGCGCCGAAUCGAUUUCUUGCGUGAGACAAAGAGCUUUCUCUGUAGGUUUCAGAGAAAUAAAACCGAGGCACAGCUUCCAAUCUGAAUCAGAGCUCGACAAAAUUGACAAGGAACGUACUUUUAGACCUUCAGAUGCUCUUUUGAAACAAAACCAUCUUCUUCUCAAAGUUGUGGAUGCUUUAGGCCAUAAAUCUGGUAAAUAUGGAUUGGACUUGUUUAGUGAUAGAGAUAUAUUGGCAUCAGAGAAUAUAAGUUCCAAUGCAUCAAGCGAUAUGAAUUUACAUGAUGCUAGACGAAGAGCUUUAAGUGAUACAACUCCUCCACUGGGUAUUAACAUAGAUUUCGAAAAGAAUAAUGGUCAUACUUGGUAUGGCGAUGAUGCUAAGUAUAAAUUAAAAGAAUUUAGGGAAAGAACAUGCUCCAUGCCUCAGCAAAGACCGAGAACUAACUCCAGCAUAUUUAGAAAGAUUAGGGAUAGAAUUAUGAAUCAAACCAAAACUGUGGAUGUUGAGAAGCAAGCUGAAGAUUAUCCACAGAAACCUAAAGAUGUUCCUAAUAUAAAUCUUCUUGAUGAAAGCUUCCUACGACCAAUAGGUUUACUUGACGAACAGGAUAAUUAUCUUAAACAGACUAGAAGGGGUAGAUACAGCAUGUUUGCAGGUCCACAAGAAAACUAUGUACGUCAAACAAGAGCAGGGAGAAGAUCCAUCGCAGAUUAUCAAGAUGCUGUGCUAGAGCAAACCUCCAUAGCCGACUUCUUAAGAGCUUUAACAGCAGUGUCAGUCCCUGAAACACUAGGACCAAAUUUGAAACGCCGCAAAAUGGGUACUGCCAGUAUAACACCGCCAGAGAUAGCCACACCUUCCAGAACACGUAGAAUGCCAAUAAGAGCUCAAUACCAAAACAGAAGAGCGUCUUUGAUGCCAUCACAGACCACCAACAAACUCCCUCCAAGGAGAUUCUCGUUGAGACCCGUGGACGAGAAUUUAAGUACCUCACCACCCCCUUACUCCAUUACUGUGAAUGAGGGUAGACGGUCUAUUAGAAGUAGAAAUAGGAGGUUUUCCAUUAGACCUACAACGAUGGCGUUUGGAAAUAGCACAGGUCCCGUACAAAGACAGUGUACAGUUUUAAAAAAAGACAAAACUGAAAGUGGAGAGAAAGCGGAUAAACAAUAAAAUGCCUUAAAUAUAAAUAAGUAUAUUUAAUAAGCCAAUUAAGACUGAUUAAUAGCGGUGCUAUAAUUGUAUUAAUAUUUUUAAAACUAGUCAUAGUGUAGGGAAAUUAAAUUUGUUUUUAUACUAUAAUAAUAUAAACAGGGUAAAUUACUUUUAUAGUUGUGAGUUCCUAAUGAAUGUAAACUAUAAUAGUGUAUUAUUAAAUCUCAA
Molecule: messenger RNA, 2717 nt
Organism: Brassicogethes aeneus
Lineage: Eukaryota; Metazoa; Arthropoda; Insecta; Coleoptera; Nitidulidae
Source: the annotation of a GenBank genome assembly